UUAAAAAGCUGCUUCGGCCUUUGGUAUAAUAAAGGCACACACUCGUCCAAAGGAAGAACACAAGAAGUCUCAAGCAACAAGCAAUUCGCUAAAGAGAAGAAGCAAAAACAGAACAGAUCGACCAACCAUUUCAUGGGUGCCGCUCUAGGCACCGGGAGGGUGGGCACCCUGACCCGCGUCGCGUUGGCGGUCGUCGUCCUGCUGCUCCUCUUGCCAUCGCACGCUCUCGCCGCGGCCGUCGACGCGGCGGACACCAUCGCCACGCUGGUCGAGACGCUGCCGCUGCCCACGUCGCUGGUCGGCCCGGAGAGCGUCGCGUUCGACCCGUACGGCGAUGGGCCCUACAGCGGCGUCUCCGACGGCCGCAUCCUCCGCUACGACGGCGCCGACCGCGGCUGGACGACGUACUCCACCGCCCCCGGAUACAACGUCGCCAAGUGCAUGGCACCCAAGCUCCGCCCCGGGGAGUUCACCGAGAGCACGUGCGGCCGACCGCUGGGCCUGCGCUUCCACAACACCUGCGGCAACCUCUACAUCGCCGACGCGUACAAGGGGCUCAUGCGCGUCGGGCCGCGCGGCGGGGAGGCGACGGUGCUCGCCAAGGAGGCCGACGGCGUGCCAGUCCGCUUCACCAACGGGGUCGACGUCGACCAGGUCACCAGCGAGGUCUACUUCACGGACAGCAGCACGCGCUUCCCGCGGUCCCAGCACGAGAGGGUCACGGCCACCGGGGACUCCACGGGCCGCCUGAUGAGGUACGACCCGACGACGGGUUACCUCGACGUGCUCGAGUCCGGCAUGACGUACCCGAACGGCCUCGCCCUCAGCGCCGACCGGACGCACCUCGUGGUGGCGCUGACCGGGCCGUGCAAGCUGGUGAGGCACUGGAUAAAGGGCGACAAGGCCGGCACGUCGGAGCCUUUCGCCGAGCUGCCGGGCUACCCGGACAACGUGAGGCCCGACGGGAAGGGCGGCCACUGGGUGGCGUUGCACCGCGAGAAGACGGAGACGCCGUAUGGCUCGGACAGCCACCUCCUCGCAGUUCGGGUCAGCCGCAGCGGGAAGCUGGUGCAGGAGCUGAGGGGUCCGAAAGACGUUCGUCCGACGGAGGUGAUCGAGAGGGACGGCGGCAAGCUCUUCCUGGGUUCGGUUGAACUCAACCACGUCGCCGUUGUCAAGGCUACCCCAACUAAGUAGUUUGUUUACCGUAGAUUUUUUUUUUCGGUGAGCUUCUUGUAUUAGAUGCAAUUAUUUUCAGCUGAACUUGCAACGGUUUUGCUGUACAUCAGUGAUCUUUUACUUAAAAU
Oryza brachyantha (malo sina) is the source of this 1307-nucleotide messenger RNA. Its product is annotated as protein STRICTOSIDINE SYNTHASE-LIKE 10-like. Gene Ontology annotation, molecular function: strictosidine synthase activity. The transcript has a single exon. The record is from RefSeq and is a predicted model, not a curated record. Lineage: Eukaryota; Viridiplantae; Streptophyta; Magnoliopsida; Poales; Poaceae. Gene Ontology annotation, biological process: biosynthetic process. Bases 133 to 1197 code for a protein of 354 amino acids.